AUGGCGCCAUCAAGAGAUCUGGACGAUGUCAGCGACUCCUCUUCCGUUUCGGAUCCUCUCGACACCAGAGACGACGAAGGAUGGGAGGAUGUGGAACCGGAUGAAGAGACCGUGACAGUCUUGUCUUUGUUUGACGAGGAGACUUUUCCCGAUGCCAGAAGCAUGCUGCUUUAUUGCCGAGACCACCACGGAUUUGAUAUCUGGAAACUAAGGCAAGACUCUGAUCUUGAUUUCCUUGGACUCAUCAAACUUGUCAACUACAUCCGAUCGGAAGUCCAGGCUGGCAAGACUCACCCGGACGUCUCGUCCAAAGCGAUCUUCGAGGAUGACAAGUAUCUCAAGCCUGUCCUGGAGAAUGACUCGCUACUGUACAGCCUGGAUGAUAUCUUCGACGACGCAGCAAGCUUGACACCGGCCAGCGAAGUCGAACAGCUUCGAGAACAACUGGCGAACUUGCAAUCUCACUUUACUGCGUACCGCGAAGAAGUACAGAAGGCUAUGCUAGACCGACUUGACUCGCCAGAUGCAAAGACGGAAUCGAGCAACGUCCAACAAGCCCGACCGAGUAAUGGGACAGGAUCUUCCGACAACGACUAUUUCAAGUCCUAUUCGUACAAUGCGAUCCACGAGUCCAUGAUCAAAGAUCGAAUCCGGACCGACUCUUACCGCGACUUCAUCUACGACCACAAAGACCUGUUCAAGGACAAAGUCGUGCUCGACGUCGGCUGCGGCACGGGGAUCUUGUCCAUGUUCUGCGCAAAGGCUGGCGCCAAGCUGGUCAUUGCAGUGGACAAUUCAGACAUCAUCGACAAAGCUCGCGAAAACGUGUUCCGAAAUGGCCUGCAGUCCAUCGUGAAGUGUCUGAGAGGCAAAAUCGAGGAGGUCAAUAUGCCUGUGCCCCAAGUGGACGUGAUCGUCAGUGAAUGGAUGGGAUACUGUCUCCUGUACGAAUCUAUGCUCGACUCGGUCCUCUACGCACGCGACAAGUACCUUGCCCCUGAUGGCCUGAUGGUCCCGUCUCACGCGACACUGCGGAUUGCGCCACUUGCCGACUCGGAUCUGAAAGCGUCACACAUCGAUUUCUGGCGCGACGUCUACGGGUUCGACAUGGCUGCCAUGCUGGAGCGGGCGCAUGAAGAAGUGGUCGUCCGCGUGACGGACGAGAAGGAGCUGGCUGGGGAUAGCUACCCGUUCCUCGAGCUCGAUCUGCACACGACGACCGUGGAAGACCUGACCUUCACCAAACCGUUCAAGACGACGUGGAAGGAAGGGUUUCGCGUUCUCGAGGGGUUCGUGGUCUGGUUCGACAUCAUCUUCGCAGAAGCUCGGACGGAUGGCAGAGUCAAGCCCGGAAUGACGGCCGCAGAGGCGAAAGAGAAGGGUCUCAUCGCCUUCUCGACAGGACCCUAUUCCGAAGCUACGCAUUGGCAGCAGGGGAUCUUGCUGAUUGAGGAUCCAACGGAUGGAUUUCGUGCGGGCGAAGAGUUGUGCGGCGAGAUCAAGUAUGUCAGGAAGCAGGGGCGGGAACGUUCGUUGGAGAUUGAGGUUUCUUGGGCCAAAGGGGGGAAGACCGGAAAACAAGAGGUCAAGAAGCAGAUGUGGGUGCUUGAUUAG
Messenger RNA from Capronia coronata CBS 617.96, 1614 nucleotides. RefSeq names its product protein arginine N-methyltransferase 3. Gene Ontology annotation, biological process: peptidyl-arginine methylation. Gene Ontology annotation, molecular function: protein-arginine N-methyltransferase activity. The record is from RefSeq and is a predicted model, not a curated record. The transcript is spliced from 2 exons. Lineage: Eukaryota; Fungi; Ascomycota; Eurotiomycetes; Chaetothyriales; Herpotrichiellaceae. Gene Ontology annotation, cellular component: nucleus. Bases 1 to 1614 code for a protein of 537 amino acids.